Ictalurus furcatus (blue catfish) is the source of this 1288-nucleotide messenger RNA. RefSeq names its product derlin 1 (gene derl1). Gene Ontology annotation, molecular function: ubiquitin-specific protease binding; misfolded protein binding. Gene Ontology annotation, biological process: endoplasmic reticulum unfolded protein response. The transcript has 8 exons. Gene Ontology annotation, cellular component: endoplasmic reticulum membrane; Hrd1p ubiquitin ligase ERAD-L complex. NCBI's taxonomy places the organism in Eukaryota, Metazoa, Chordata, Actinopteri, Siluriformes, Ictaluridae. The record is from RefSeq and is a predicted model, not a curated record. The coding region runs from base 453 to 1211 and encodes 252 amino acids.
UGUUGCUAGACGGCGGCUUUUAUCGUGACACUCGCACACAAAAGCAGAGAACCACUACUAGGAUGUCUCGAUUCGAGUUAUUUUUGUCCCCACUCGCGUUAUGACAAUCUCCGCCGCCUACAUUGUGAUUGGCUAAAAGCGGGAGUAGUACCCACGAGCAGCUUCCUGAUUGGAUAUCCCCUUUAACCCCAUGUGACUUCGUACCUAUGAGAGACUCUAGUGACGCCGGAAAAGUGAUAGGGCGGAAAACGGGUGGGGGAAAGUAGCGUUUCGUGCGCGGCCACGUCAUUGUAAAUGGAGUAAGAGUAGGUUUGAACCAAAAUAGAAGAUACCGAAACAGGAUUCAGCAGCUGCGACCAGACUCCAGCGCGGCCGUACAGGGAUAUUCAUACCCCAGUCAGGAGGCGUUAUUAAACACACCUGGUGGGAUCUGUGUAUAAUCAUAUGGAAAGAUGUCAGACAUCGGGGACUGGUUCAGGAGCGUCCCGUUCCUCACGCGCUACUGGUUCGCGGGGUCAAUCAUCGUGCCGCUUAUAGGAAAACUGGGCUUGAUCAGUCCCGCCUAUCUCGUGCUGUGGCCGCAGGAGUUCUUUCAUAAGUUCCAGAUAUGGAGACCGAUAUCUUCGACACUGUAUUUCCCAGUUGGGCCAGGAACCGGUUUUCUAUACAUGGUCAAUCUGUACUUCCUGUAUCAAUACUCGUCCAGACUGGAAACAGGAGCCUUUGAUGGAAGACCAGCGGACUACGUGUAUAUGCUGCUCUUCAACUGGAUUUGCAUUGUUAUAACAGGACUGAUGAUGGACAUGCAGCUCCUGAUGAUCCCUCUGAUCAUGUCUGUGCUGUACGUGUGGGCCCAAAUGAACCGAGACAUGAUCGUGUCCUUCUGGUUUGGUACGAGAUUCAAGGCCUGCUAUCUCCCCUGGGUCAUUCUGGGAUUCAACUACAUCAUCGGUGGCUCGGCUGUGAACGAGCUGAUUGGAAAUUUAGUGGGCCAUCUUUACUUCUUCCUCAUGUUCAAAUAUCCCAUGGACCUGAACGGCAGAUCCUUCCUGUCCACGCCACAGACCCUCUAUCGGUGGUUUCCGAAUCGACGCGGUGGAGCUUCCGGAUUCGGCGCCCCGCCCGUCAGGAGACGCGCUCCUCAGGAACAAGCAGGAGGAGACGGUAGACGUCACAACUGGGGACAAGGGAAUCGGCUCGGGGAAGACUGAGGACGUCCUCCGACCGAAGCCUCCAUGGACACCGAUGCUCGCCAGGCACAUAAUAAACGCACUGCUGCCGCAGGACA